UUAUUAAGUGAAUAAGCUGCAGUCAUUAGACAAUAAAGUAUAGAAGGAAUGGACUGGGUAUGAUUUUUUAUGGGAACUAUAAAUAUAUUAGUAUCAAAAACUAAAUUCAGAAGAGAAAAUACCGGCGAUAGACCAUAGACAUUGACACUAUCCUAUUGAUUUUUAUACAGUCAUACGUCGCUUGGAAACAGUUUGACAAACAACAGCAGCAUUAUAUUUAGAAUCGAGACGGAAUUAAGACUGCAAGAUGCCGGAGUUAAUAGAGCAGAUGUACUGCUCACAGCAGAUUGUUAUUCCACCUAAGUUUCCCUACAUACUAAAGCGAUACUGCAAAGCGGCCAUAAAGACCCAGCCAUACGAUCUUCUGCGCUGGUCGUUUGAAUACUUCAAUGCGCUUGCGCAGCACAAACCACCUCCUGUCAAACUCCGGCUAGAGUACCCAGUCUAUACUACUGAAGGUGGACUUACUCGAGGAUGCUUGAAAGUCUUGGCUCAACAGCUGUCAACAAUGGAGGAAGUACCGUUGCCAGUGCUAAAGGCGGCGUGGCGCGGCUUCUGUUUAGACAACGAGGAGCUGCAGAGGAUCCUGUGCCUCUGUGAAGUGUUUCAGCGCAAGGAGACUGUUCCAUUCUUGCAUUUUGUCGCGGUGGCUGCGGGAUUGUUAACUAAGACAUUAACUCAUACAAUGGUGUUGUUAUGCGAGACUCUGAGUAAGGAACCGGAUGGUGGUUCUGCAGCGAUACCAGUGGAGCAUUUUCUCUCUAUGUACGCACUCCUCGCCCGUAUGGAUGCUUCGAAGGACGUCAAAUAUAUCGACGGAUAUAGAGAAGGUUUUGCACCAGAGUCGGAACCUGAGUCUGUCAGCGAAGUCAUAAAGUCUACAGAUUCACCGAUAGAAGACGUGUCAUCUGAUGAUUUCUGGCAAGACAAUGACUUGAAGAAAAUAAGCAUUAUAGACGACAAUGUGCCGCGUUCCGCAAGGAUCAGUAUGAAGUUGAAUAUGCCACUGAUUGGGAAAUUGGAAAGACCACCCUCGGUCGAGAGAGCGGGUCAGAUUGAGCGAGAAAACUACUUGAGAGAGAGACAAGGAAGAGCUGCGCCUGACCAAGAAGUUGAUCAAAAGCUUCGAGAAAUAAGUGCUUCCAAGAUGGGUCCUGAAGAAGCAGCAAAAAAAGAUGUACAGGCAACGGAGAAGCAAGUCGAAUCAAAGAAAGAUGGAAUAAUUAUAAAUGUCUACGAUGAGGAGGGUGAAACAAUACCAUACAAAAUUUAUGGUCAAUCGAAAGUAGAUGUAACCGUGGAAGAAUAUGAAGCAAAGAGUGAUGUAGAAAAUGAACAAGAAACAGAAAAAACUAACGAAGAAGAAGAAAUGGCUAAAGUGGAAGAGUUUAUUGCAGAAUGUUAUGCAGCGCGUGAAGAGCGACGAGCAGACCUCGAGUUUACAUUCGACGAGCUUGCCUUAUUGGUCGAUAAGUUUAAGACGGCUAACUAUGAUUUGGGUAUGGUGGCUGGUAGGCAGAUGUCGACGACUAGUGGGGAGUUCAUCGUGGAGCACGUGGAGCGAGAAAUUAUGGAGAAAGUCAACGAACAGAUUGAUAUAUUACCGGAUCCCUCGUUGAAGAAGAAAAAGGCUAAACCUGAAGAAGUAGCUAUGGUACGGGAUAUCCUAAAGAACUUUAUCGAUGAUAACAUGGAUGUUAUUGUGCCUGAAGAGGAGGAAGUCGAAGAAGAAGAGCUGCCCAUACCGACAAUAAUAAAUGUGUACGCGGUGCCUGGUAUCGGGCCGCCUGUGGAUGAACACAUCAUCAAAGAUGUAGAGGACUACGCCGCUGAAGUAGCGAAGGUGCAGGCCGAGCUCUUCAUGCCGCGCAACAUACGGCACUUUAUGUGUCCACCUUUGGAGAAGUGCAUUGAAAAUGUACUCGAAAAUACAUCGACCAAAGAAGAAGUACCAAUCAGCGGUGUCAUCACGGACUAAAUGCACGAAGUUUUCUUAUCACAUUGUUGAGUAAUUUUAUAAUAGCAAUAAAUUAUUGAAUCUUUAGGAUUUCCACAAUUAAUUGUAUUUUCACGAAAUUCGAU
Messenger RNA from Papilio xuthus (Asian swallowtail), 2082 nucleotides. RefSeq lists its product as uncharacterized. The record is from RefSeq and is a predicted model, not a curated record. Bases 248 to 1978 code for a protein of 576 amino acids. The transcript is spliced from 16 exons. Lineage: Eukaryota; Metazoa; Arthropoda; Insecta; Lepidoptera; Papilionidae.